AUGGUGAACCAUCCGGUUACCGGCUUGCUGGCGGCGACCGUGGCGACGAUCGCUGCGACGAUACCUGCGACGGAUGCAACGACCAGCACCCAGCUCCAGCUGCCACGACUGCUGGGAUCCUAUCCGGUCGGCACCGUCAAUCUCGAGGUGACAGACCACACGCGAACAGCUCCGUCGACUGCGACGAACGCAUCCACCAACAGCACGGAGCCCCGCCGGCUCAUGGUGUCCGUUUUCUACCCGACCACGAACGCCACCGCCAAAAACGGAAACGCGAGCAAGAGCAGCAACAACAGUACGUACCAAAGAGCCCCGUACUUUGCGUCGGCCACGUCCGCGGCCGCCUUUGACACGUACCUGGGGAAUGCCACCACACUCUUGACCAACCUCGCCACGUGGGCGUACGCGGAUGCCCCUCGUGCGGCUGCCAAUGCGUCUGUGCUCCUCUUUAGCCAUGGGCUCGGGUCCUCUCGUCUUCUGCAUGCCGCCUUUCUAGCCGACCUGGCCAGCCGCGGGUGGAUCGUCGUCGCGCCCGACCACCCUUACGAUGCAUGGUACACAGAGUAUCCCGACGGGUCGGUGGCGCGCAUGCCCGACGCGGCCCUCGACGACUUUCCCAACGAGCUCCCCGGGCUCGUCGACACGCGGGUCAAGGAUGUCACGUUCUUGGCGGGCCUCUUACAAAGUGGGAGCCUCUGGCGUGGUCUAUCGACGUCCUCCACCGUCGACAUUGGCAUCCUCGGCCACUCCCUGGGCGGCAACACCGCCGCCCAGACUGUCGCCCGGUCCUCGUCGUCGUCGUCGUCGUUCCCCUGCGGCGCCAAUUUCGACGGCGGCAUCUUUGGGCCCGUCGCCACCACGGGCCUGGACCGGCCCUUCCUCCAGAUCGGCGCCGCCAACCACAACCAGACCACCGACGCCACCUUUUCGCACUUUUGGUCGGUCCUCCACGGAUUUCGCCGCGAGCUCACCGUCAACAGCACCGUCCACCAGUCGUUUAUGGACCUGCCGGUGCUCCGGGACGUCCUAGGUGACGAGUUUCCCGUGGAUCUGCGGAACCAGUCGGGCACGGCACCGGGGGCCCGCUUGCUGCAAAUUGAGACGACCUUGGUCGACGCCUUCUUCCGUUUCUGCCUGACAAAGACGGCGUCGUCUGACGACUUCGACCGGGUCGCUAAGAGCCUAGCACCGGACAUUUGGGCCCGCGAAUUCUGGUGA
This is a messenger RNA of Sporothrix brasiliensis 5110, 1218 nucleotides long. RefSeq lists its product as uncharacterized. The transcript has a single exon. The record is from RefSeq and is a predicted model, not a curated record. Lineage: Eukaryota; Fungi; Ascomycota; Sordariomycetes; Ophiostomatales; Ophiostomataceae. Gene Ontology annotation, molecular function: 1-alkyl-2-acetylglycerophosphocholine esterase activity. The coding region runs from base 1 to 1218 and encodes 405 amino acids.